AUCUAGUUUCUGAAUCUAAUAUAUCCAAUUUUAGUGAUGUCUAGGACAUAUAUAAAUCAUGUAUUCCGGAUGAUUUUUGGAUGUAAUUAAAGAAUUAAGGGUUAGUGGGAGAGUCUACAAAGAAAAAGAGGUGAAAAAUUAACCCCAUUCCAAUGCUGACCUUUGAAAUGAAAUACCAUUCCCUCCUAUGCUCUGCUUUCCCUUUUCUGUUUCUACUUUGUUCUAUACUACUCUCUACUUUUCCUUAAUUCUUAAGUCUCUCCUUCCUUCCCCUCCUCCUCCUUCUUCGCGUUCCUUCUCCAUAUACCAAAUCAAAGGACUUCACAGUUUUGAGCUCCAAGAAAAACCUUAAAUCUUAGCUCUCUACUGGCUUCUCCAAUGGCGGAUUACUACACAAACUAUUACUACAACAACGCUGCCGUGAAGCAGCAGAAUCAAAACAGAGUCUACUCACACUUCUUUUACAAGGCGCUGAUCGUCUCAAUCUUCAUGUUCAUACUGCCUCUCCUCCCUUCCCAGGCCCCGGAAUUCCUCACCCACACCCUCGACACUCGCGGCUGGGAAUUCCUCCACCUCGUCUUCGUCGGCAUCGCCGUCUCCUACGGCCUUUUCAGCCGCCGACGCAACGACGACGACGCCGCCUAUUGCAACGCCGAUCGGAAAGAAACCGCCACCUCUAAUAACAACAAGUUUGACGUUGCGCAAUCCUACGUCUCCAGGUUCCUCCCUGUAUCGUCGGUCUUCGACGACGACGUGAUCGGCGGCGGCGACGGUGCGGAGACGGCCACCAGAGUGCAGACGUGGAGCAGCCGGUACUUGCGGAACGAGCCUGUUGUCGUCGUCGCCGAUGACGACGAGGGAGAAGGAGAAGAACGGAGCAAGUUGAUUCGGGGCGAGAAGCCGCUGCUCCUGCCGAUUAGGAGCUUGAAAUCGGCGGAAUCGGACGGCGGUUCUGUGGCUAGGUCUUCUCCCGCGGGGAAUUCGAAGAGGUUUUCGGGAGCUAAUAAGGUCGUUGAUCGAAGCGAAGUGGAUUUCGGAGACGAAUCGAAGGCUAGCGUCGUGCUUCCUUCUCCAAUUCCAUGGAGAUCCAGAUCAGGAAAAUUCGAAUUCAAAAAAUCCUCCCCGGAUCUGACGGUUGCAGUUGCUUCUACUCCUCCACCCCCGCCGCCGCCUCCUCCACCAGCUCCGCCAGCGACGGUCUCCAGAUCGACGAAGCGGUCCAAUUCUCCUGCCGCGGGAUCUGAUUCUCCGAUUUUCUCCGAGGUACAAGCCAAGAGUGCGGAGGAUUUCGUCAGGAAGAGAACCGUCUACCGCUCUCCUCCUCCACCGCCUCCACCACCACCGCGGCCGUCCGCGGUGACGAAAUCAACCUCGACGAGACCGGCCUCCGCCACCGCUGAUUACGGCCGGGAUUCUCCUGUCAAGCAACUGAAUCGAAGCUUCACAAACGAAAUGAAGACAAUCAGAAACGAAGAACUGCACGCAGCGGCGAGCAAUAUCAUUGACCAGCCGAAUUUCUUGGAGUUUCCGGCGGCUUCGGAGAAUGAAAGGGUGGAGAAGCUGGUGAUGGAGGACGAGGAUUCGUCGGAGACUGAGUACGAGGAAGAGGAAAAUGACAAGGUGGCUUCGCUGGCUGCUGAUGGUGGCGGCGGUGGUGGUGAGAGCGGCAACGACGACGGGGGAGGUGGUGGUGGUGGUGGUGGAGGGCCGCCGGACGUGGACAAGAAAGCGGACGAGUUCAUAGCGAAAUUCAGGGAGCAGAUUCGGCUUCAGAGAAUAGAGUCGAUCAAGAGAUGCAGCGCCGCUUCUCAGGUCAGGAAAAUUCGUUCUUUCAGGUGAUCCAUAGAUAUAUAUAGAUAUAUAAUUAAAAAAACGUCCCAGUGGCGGGAAAAUUGGGAAUUGACUCUCUCUUUGUUUUGAUUUAUAUGGAUGAUGAUUAAUGUAACAUACCAAGUUUCUGUUUAAGCUUGCAUGUGUAUGUAUGUACGUAUACUCAAAUACACAAUGGGAGGUUAAACCCUUGUGAUAUGGGAAAUCAAAGGCUCUGAAUUGGAGAAAGACUACUUUACUUUCUCCAGCCUUCCAUUUUUCCUCUUUUAGUCUUCUAGGUAUUCAAUGAGAAGCUUCCCUAAUAACAAUGGAAUUUUGUUGAUUUGAAUGCAUAGGUUUUUUUAUAUGGUGUUUGAACGAGAGUAUGUGACGUAUAAGAUUUCGUAAUAAAAUAUUUUAAAUUUUGCCUUCUUCAGUAAUGGAGUUGAUAAGAACCAACGACAUGAAAUGAUCGGCAUAAUCAGAAUUAGCAAAUUAUAUUUCAUCCGUCAAAAUAAUGUUGGCUAUUGAAGAUAUCAAUUACUCAAUAUGUCUAGUGAAACUGGAAUGUAUUGUGGAAUGCAUAAUUAUAUGCUUAACUCUCGUUCAUUGGACUCGACAAGUCAAUAGAUUUUGUGUAACCAUACCUAGUUCGGUUCGGAAUUGUUAGGAGAGCGACUAUACUUGUUUCUCUUGACUUCAUAAAUGUAACAAAUGUAAGGAGAUAUAGCACCGGUGAGUGCAAAGAGUUUACAAUAGUGUGUGGGUAUAUGUACUCUAUAGUUUAGGACAAUUAGUGGUUGUGCCAUUUAAAUCGUUGUUUAGAGGUUAAAAAAAAUGCAUCAGUCAGUUGUAUUGUUGCAAGAUAGAGAGAUUAUUUUGUUACUAUACGACAUAGGCGAAAGCAUAUGCUAUUCUUAGUGCAGCUUCUCUGGCGGCUAAGGAGACUGUUCUAGGAAUCACUGUUUUUUUUUUUUUUUUAAUACCACUGUUCUUCUAGCCUUGACAAUUUUGGACAAUUUUGGACCAACAAGAGAUUGAUCUAGUUGCAAUAUCACUUGUUUUGAUCCUGGAGGUCCCAAGUUCAAAUCUCUUUAAUAGCACCUAAUAACAAAAAGUAAUUUAUAUCAUCCUUAUAUAAAAAAUGUCGCCACUUUUAGCGCGUAUUGUUCCCAUUCUCCAUGCUGCUCCUUGGAUCUCUGUUGUAUUUGUGCCACGACAAUUCAACUCAUUGACAGAUUGGUUUGCGCGAAAUGCUCGUAAGAAAAGCCUUCCGAAAGAAUGGAUGCGACUUCUUUUACUUGGGUCUUGGGCUACUGUGAGAUCGAACAAUCCCUUCUUGGACUGCCAAGUCCUUGGACUUGGCUUGUGGGCCUACAAGGUACCUGAAACUCGUUUUUACCCCUAGGGGUAGGGGCUAGGGGUGUUUAAACGAUGUGGUUAUCGUGAUAACCGUUUUAAUCAGUAGUCUUUGGUUAAUUUGGUUUGGUUAACUUUGAUAAUUGGUUUGGUUUGGUUUAAAAAUUUAGCUUGUUUGGUUUAAGUGGUUUGGUUUGAUUUCAGACACUGCUAACUAAUCAAAUCAAAUUAACCAGUUAAGUAAUUAAUCAUAUAUCUAAUUAUAUAUUAUAUACACAUACUUAAUGUUGUAUAUAACCACUCAAGAGCCAAACAUUCCUACAUUUAGUCCCAUCAAUAAUAAAGCUCAAUAUUGUUCAUAUACUGUAUAUUUGUAUUUGUAGAGUGUAGACCAUGAUAUAUGAACACCCAGUUUAUAUAAAACUCAUACAAUAUAUUAGAUGAAAACAUGAAAGGAAUGUCUUUUUCAACCUAUGAUAAUUGCCAAGAGACUAAUUCAAUUCACACAAUCACAACAAUUAAUUAACUCCAUAUACUAUUGACAUAUAUUUUUGUUAGAUAAAUACUUAUAUUGACUAUAAGAUAAUUGUAUUAGUUACAUGUAUUUCUAUAGCUGAUUACUAUAACUAUGUGUUCAUUGUAAUAUUUUAUUCAUCAUAUAAAUUGUGAAUUGAUGCAUUAACCGAAAAUUUUCUCACUCAAUGGUAAUGUGAUGUUAUUUUGGUUAAUCUAGUUAAUCAAUUAACCAAACUGCUUUAACUUUAGUUUGGUUAAUUUGGAUGUUGUAUUAGUUUGAACAGGUUGAUUAUGAUAUUAUUCUAUGGUUAAUAUAAUUUUUACUUGUUUGAUUUGGUAAUUAUCAUGUUAACCAUUUGAACACCCCUACUUACCCCAUCUUUUUCAAUUCCACCAGCAAAAUUCAUCUUAAUUCCUACAUUUCCCGAUCCAAUUUUUUAUUUUCCUCAAAUACACCAAAAACACGACCAUUAUGAGUGGGUUGUGAUUUGUGAAUGCCGCUCCGUAGCGAUAAGGGCCUCUACGUCGAUUGUGCCGCUCACCUGAGAUCUCCUUCAGCUCGACUUCUCGGCUGUGAGGAUGUUCAAACGGCUGCCACAUGAACAUUAUUCUAUGGAUUGUCUAUUUAUUUUCUUGUUUUGCAGGUGCCACUGAUGAUGGAUGGGAUUAGGUGGGGUUAGGACCGUGAUAACUAACAAAAAUCACUACGGAUUAUUAUAAAAUCAAUACAACAUCUAAGCUAAAUCACUACUAAUUCAAACUAGUAGUAGUUUUUCCCUUGGUUAGGACGGUGCUAACUAUUGUACAAUUAGCACCGUAGCCGUUCCCCACUGAUGAUCCUUUGUAUCCGUUAAACGAUUUAUUGCAUUUUAUGGUCAUAGUCCGAGUUUUUAUGUUUUGGUUUGCAGGGAUGCUUCUUCAACUAUUGAAUUCUCCAGGCCUUUCCUUGGCCGCUCACGGUGACUUUCUAGAAAGAGCCUUGGGAGUUAACAGUCCAUUUGGCUGGCGUUUUCAUCCUUUUUAGUGUUUAUUUUCACUUUAUUCCUGAGAACUAAUAUAACUGCCCAUUUAGUGGCUAAAAUGACUCUUUCAUCAGCACAUUAAUUAGUUGACUGUCACAUUUGAUUAAUUGUUAUUCUCUAUCUAUUUGUUACCACUAUCUAUGCCAAAAAAAAACUUGUUUGCUUUUGCAUCGUAGGUUCGAUAAUUUUUUUUCAAUAGAUUCCUCAACACGCGAGGUAAAAGUCAGUAAUACAGAUACGAAGAGACCGAAAAUAGUUCCUUAACGAAUACGAAGCCAAGAAACUCAAUCAAUACCCCCAUAGACAAGCAGGUGAUAAAAACAUAGGCUUUCGGGCUACGUAAUGAGCCACUCUGUUACAAUUGCGACCGAUGAACCGAAGCGGAACAUAUUGAAGGAGGAGAGUAGAAUACACCCACGCAGAAUGCAGACCCUUUGGACGGCCUGGCUAGUGGAGCGGACAUAGGCCCAGAGGCAGCCCAUGAAUGGCCGGGCUUACACACUUGAGCUUUGGGCCAGAUGCAACCUUCACAAACAGGCUUAAACAUCCCAUAUUUAUAACUUAGAACGCAAGUUAGUUUUUCCAUUCAUAUUUGACGUUGAACUUCCCAAAUUAAUUUGCCAUAAAAAAGCUCAUAAAUUAAUGCAUUACUAUCUAUUGACCGCACCUAACAAUCUACGUCAGCCUGAUAAUAAGCCGACUCCUUAUCCUGCAUGAACAUGGUCGGUCGGCAAAUGAAGACAACAUUGAAUU
Messenger RNA from Linum trigynum, 5459 nucleotides. Lineage: Eukaryota; Viridiplantae; Streptophyta; Magnoliopsida; Malpighiales; Linaceae. The record is from the annotation of a GenBank genome assembly.